AUGACGCUCGGCGCGCGCGCGACGACGACGACGGCGACGACGACGCGUCCGCGCCGGCGCGCGGGCGUCGCGACGCGAACGACGCGGACGCGGACGCGAACGACGCGAAAGGGUGCGAAACGACGACUCGAGCGGGACGCGGACGCGGACGCGCGGUGCGUCGCGCGCGAGGCGAACGGACGAGACGCGGACGGUGAAGCGAACGCGGACGCGGAGGCGGAGGCGUCGUCGUCGAUCGCGGUGAUCGAAAACCUCGACGCGGCGACGCAAGAGGAGUUGGAGACGCUGUACGUGGCGUGCAAGGAGAAGUACUUUACGGGCGCGCCGGCGGUGAGCGAUGAAUAUUUCGAUGCGCUGGAGGCGAAGUUGUCGUACGCGGGGAGUGGGGUGGUGAAAAAGUAUCCGCGGUGCUCGGUGCGCGGGAAGGCGGUGUAUUCGGAUUGCGUGGUGGAUGAGGCGCAGAUGCGCGCGCUGCAGACGUCGUACCUGGCGAUUUUGGCGCUGGGGACGCUCUUCGCGUUGGUGGAUUUCGGGGACGACUUGCGCGCGGUUUUUUCGGUCGUGCUCGGUGAUCACGGGCCUAAUGUGCCGCAGUUUCGCGUCCCGAUCGUUGGCUUGGUGGGAUUAGGUUUGAUUUCGCGCGGACUGGAAAAGUUGAACGCGGCGUCGACGGGCGAGACGCUCGCGAUGACGGGUGAGUGUCCGGCGUGUCACGAGGAUGUGUACGCGUUUUUACCCGUACGGCGAGGGCAGGCGCGAGAACGCACGGAGUGCCACGUGUGUGGUAGGAAAAUCGUGUUCGAAACGCAGUUUGAACGUCGAGAGACGUCGCCUUGGCGCGUGACGGGCAAAGGAAGAAUAUAUCUCGUCAGCGAAAUCGCCGACUUUUCAGUCGAUAAAAGCGCCGACGACGAUGCGUAG
Molecule: messenger RNA, 921 nt
Organism: Ostreococcus lucimarinus CCE9901
Lineage: Eukaryota; Viridiplantae; Chlorophyta; Mamiellophyceae; Mamiellales; Bathycoccaceae
Exons: 1
Coding region: 1-921 (306 amino acids)
Biological process (GO): photosynthetic electron transport in photosystem I
Cellular component (GO): chloroplast thylakoid membrane
Molecular function (GO): oxidoreductase activity, acting on iron-sulfur proteins as donors
Source: RefSeq, a predicted model, not a curated record